GCUCUGCUGCGGCUCUGGAUGUUGGAUGAGACGGUUUGGCUCACGCACGCAGCGCACACGCACGGACAGGACCGGAGCGCGCCGCCGGUGGAUGUGUGAGCGCGUGUCCGGGCUGCGGUGGAUCAGUGGCCGCCCCGCCGUGAAUGGGAUUGCUCCGGUGGAUCCGCGUCUCCCGUCGGUGCAGCAGCUGGAGGAAACAUGCGGAGCCCCCCGGUUCUCCCCCCGGUGCCCCCCCCGGUGCUCCCCCCGGGGCUCCCCCCGGCUCCUGCGCUCCUGCUGCUGCUCCUCCUCACCGGGCUCUGCAGCGGCACAAGUUUCCCAAGUAACAUCAACAUCGGAGGACUUUUCCCCACCGGCUCCCAUGAGUACGAAGUGUUUCGGUUCGCGCUGGCGCAGCAUCAGGACGUCCCCAAACUGGUGCCCCAGGUGGACAUGGUGGACACCGGGAGCAGCUUCGCCAUGACCUACGCUUUCUGCUCCCAGUUCUCCAAGGGCGUGUACGCCAUCAUGGGGCUGUACGACCGGCGCACCGUCAACAUGCUGAUGUCCUUCUGCGGCUCGCUGCACGUCUGCUUCGUCACGCCGUCGUUUCCCGUCCACACCAACAACCAGUUCGUGCUGCAGCUGCGGCCGCCGCUGCAGGAGCCCCUCAUGGCGCUGCUGGAGCACUUCAGCUGGGACCGCUUCGUCUACAUGUACAGCUCUGACUCAGGCCUGUCGGUGCUGCAGAGGAUCCUGGACACGGCGGCGGAGCGUACCUGGCAGGUCACCUCCGUCAACCUGGACACUCUGACUGAGGCGUCCUUCAUCAAGCUGCUGACGGAUUUGGACUACAAGAAGGAGUUCCAGGUCGUCAUCGACUGCGAGCUGGAGCGCCUCAACUCCAUCCUCAACCUGAUCGCAGCUCAGAAAAGAAACCUGAAGAAUUAUCACUACAUUCUGGCCAACCUGGGCUUCCUGGACCUGAACGUGACAGAGUUUCAGAAGCUGGCUCCGAACGUGACGGGCUUCCAGCUGGUCAAUCGCUCUGAUGCCGCUGUGAUGAAGGUCAAUCAGGACUGGAUGGAGUUCGACAGUAAAGACCUGAAGCUGGCCCGCCGGAGGCUACGGUACACAGGCGCCCUCACCUACGACGGCGUCACCGUCAUGGCGACGGCCUUUCAGAACCUGCGGAGGCAGCGGAUUGACAUCUCUCGCCGCGGCAACGCAGGCGAGUGUCUGGCCAACCCGCCGGCCCCGUGGGGACAAGGCAUCGACAUCCAGAGGGCGCUGCAGCAGGUGCGUUUGGAGGGUCUGACAGGUCACGUACAGUUUGACGAGCGGGGUCAGCGCACAAACUUCACUCUGACUGUGAUGGAGCUGAGCCCUGCAGGUCCCAGAAAGUUUUUCCGUGUCGUCGCUCAGAUCGGCUUCUGGAACGAGCGCAGAGGUUACGUCAACACGGCGUCCUACAGACCCAUCCUGGAGGACUUCCACGGGAUCCACAACAGGACCUACGUCGUCACCACUAUAUUGGAAGCCCCGUACAUGAUGCUGAAGAAGAACCACGAGCAGCUGGUUGGAAACGACAAGUACGAGGGCUACUGCGCCGAGCUGGCCUCCGAGAUCGCCAAGCACAUGGGCUUCGCCUACCGCCUGCAGCUGGUGGGCGACGGCAAGUACGGCGCCCGGGACGCCGAGACCAAGAUGUGGAACGGCAUGGUGGGCGAGCUGGUGUACGGGAAGGCGGAUGUCGCGGUGGCGCCGCUCACCAUCACUCUGGUGCGAGAGCAGGUGAUCGACUUCACCAAACCCUUCAUGUCUCUGGGGAUCUCCAUCAUGAUCAAGAAGCCCACCAAGUCCAAGCCGGGGGUCUUCUCCUUCCUCGACCCGCUGGCCUACGAGAUCUGGAUGUGCAUCGUCUUCGCCUACAUCGGCGUCAGCGUGGUGCUGUUCCUGGUGAGUCGCUUCAGUCCGUAUGAGUGGAAAGGAGAGGAGUCCGACGAUGAGGAGGAAACAGUGCCUUCAUCCAACUCCAGAAGAGCUCCGGCCACAUCUUCAACUGAAGACCCACACUCUCCAGGGUUUUCAGAGUCUCAGGUCCAGCAGAAGGAGAAUCCAGAACACACCAAUGACUUUGGGAUCUUUAACUCUCUCUGGUUCUCCCUCGGAGCCUUCAUGCAGCAGGGCUGCGACAUCUCCCCGAGGUCUCUCUCCGGCCGGAUCGUGGGAGGCGUCUGGUGGUUCUUCACCCUCAUCAUCAUCUCCUCGUACACAGCCAACCUGGCAGCCUUCCUCACCGUGGAGAGGAUGGUGUCGCCCAUCGAGAGCGCCGAGGAUCUGGCCAAGCAGACGGAGAUCGCCUACGGGACUCUGGACGGAGGCUCCACCAAGGAGUUCUUCAAGCGGUCAAAGAUCGCCGUGUUCGAGAAGAUGUGGUCUUACAUGAAGAGCGCUGACCCGUCAGUGUUCGUGAAGAGCACCACAGAGGGCGUGAUCCGAGUCAGGAAGGCGAAGGGGAAGUACGCCUACCUGCUGGAGUCGUCCAUGAACGAGUACAUCGAGCAGAGGAAGCCCUGCGACACCAUGAAGGUGGGCGGGAACCUGGACUCUAAGGGCUACGGGGUGGCCACGCCCAAAGGAUCGCACCUCAGAAACCAUGUAAACUUGGCAGUGUUAAAACUGAACGAGCAGGGCCUGUUGGACAAAUUGAAAAACAGAUGGUGGUAUGACAAAGGAGAGUGCGGCGCCGGGGGAGGGGACUCCAAGGACAAGACGAGCGCGCUCAGUCUGAGCAACGUGGCGGGGGUCUUCUACAUCCUGAUCGGCGGGCUGGGCCUGGCCAUGCUGGUGGCACUGGUCGAGUUCUGCUACAAGUCCAGGAUCGAAUCCAGAAGGAUGAAGGAGCUCAUUGACGCCGCCAUGAUGAGCACCAGCCUGGGAGGGAUCGCGCUCGCCGGAGGAGGAGGAGGCGUGGCGGCGGCGGCCGCGGCGGCCGCGGGGGGGUUCGGAGGAGGAGUGGGCGGAGCAGGAGGAGGCGAGAAUGGGCGGGUGGUAGCUCAGGGUCUACCGUGCAUGAGCAAGGCCGGCGGUCUGGGACUGACCUCCAUGUGAUCCAAACCGAGGCCUCUGAUUGGACUGCUGUCAUUCGGAGGUGGAGGAGGAAGGAGGUGGAGGGGCAACUGAAGGAGAUAUGUCUUCAGGCUGUCAGCAGAACUCUGAACACCGGAGAGCACCUGAACGCAUCACCUGAGGGAGGAGCCACCAGGCUGCAGCGCCUCCUACUGACUCCACUCAGAGAGCACAGCCUCAGGCUGACCUCCUGCUCCUCCUCCUCCUCCUCUGCAAUAACUGACCACAAGGUGGAGCUCCAGACUUUUUUUAAAGAGUCAGACUGAAAUGCACCUCCUCUCUCACUCCCCCUGCUCCUUUCUCCUCUUCUUUCUCACACCUCAUCUCACACAUUGCUCCUCCUUUCUCUCUUCCUGUUCUUUUCUCCUCCUGAUGCUUCUCUUUCACCUUUUCUCAUACAUCGCUCCUCCUCCUCCUCCUCCUCCUCCUCCUCUCUGUCAGAGGAACUGAGCAUGAAACUUUUUUACGACACUUUGUUCAGACACCUCCAGGAGGCGCUGCUCCGCCUUCACUCCAGCAGCCUCCAGAUGUCUUUAUUUGUGUGUUUGUUUGUUUUGGACACGAUU
This is a messenger RNA of Salarias fasciatus (jewelled blenny), 3677 nucleotides long. Its product is annotated as glutamate receptor 1-like. NCBI's taxonomy places the organism in Eukaryota, Metazoa, Chordata, Actinopteri, Blenniiformes, Blenniidae. The record is from RefSeq and is a predicted model, not a curated record. The transcript is spliced from 18 exons. Gene Ontology annotation, molecular function: ligand-gated monoatomic ion channel activity. Gene Ontology annotation, cellular component: membrane. Bases 199 to 3093 code for a protein of 964 amino acids.